Podarcis muralis (Common wall lizard) is the source of this 1023-nucleotide messenger RNA. NCBI's taxonomy places the organism in Eukaryota, Metazoa, Chordata, Lepidosauria, Squamata, Lacertidae. The record is from RefSeq and is a predicted model, not a curated record.
CCUCUUUCUGUGUGUAAUGAAUAUUGCCACCCUGGUCAUCAUAAGAAAAGGAAGGAGGGUGAACAAUUUUGCUGCUAUGAUUGUGCUCCAUGUCCAGAGGGGAAGAUUUCAAACCAAACUGAUAUGGAAGACUGUUUCAAAUGCCCAGAAGAUCAAUAUCCAAGCAAGAAUAGAAAUCAAUGCAACCCCAAAGUUAUACACUUUCUGUCUUAUGAAGAACCUUUAGGGAAAGGCUUAGCUUCAACUGCAGCUUCUUUUUCUUUCAUCGCAACCUUGGUGUUUGCUUCUUUUGUUAAGCAUAAAGAUACCCCCAUAGUCAAAGCCAACAACCGGGACCUCACCUACAUCCUCCUGGUCUCCCUCCUGCUUUGCUUCCUGUCUACUUUUCUAUUCCUUGGCCAACCUGGGAAAGUGACCUGCCUUCUCCGACAACCAGCUUUCAGCAUCAUCUUCUCAGUGGCUGUUUCUUGUGUGUUGGCCAAAACCAUCAUAGUUUCUCUAGCAUUCAUGGCCACAAAACCCGGAUCCUCAGUGAAGAAAUGGGUGGGGGGGAAAGUGCCAUAUUCAAUUGCUGUUUCUGGUUCACUUCCUCAAAUGUGUUUUUGCACAGUGUGGCUCUCAACCUUUCCCCCAUUCCCUGAAUUAGACAUCCAUUCAGUAAAUGAAGAAAUCAUUGUUCAGUGUAAUGAAGGGUCCAUCACCAUGUUCUACUGUGUCCUGGGCUACAUGGGUCUCCUGGCCAUCAUCAGCUUCAUUGUGGCCUUCCUGGCCCGCAAGCUACCUGACAGUUUUAAUGAAGCAAAAUUCAUUACAUUCAGCAUGUUGGCAUUUUGCAGUGUUUGGCUGUCCUUUGUUCCAACUUACCUGAGCACCAGAGGAAAAGGCAUGGUGGCUGUGGAGAUCUUCUCCAUCUUGGCCUCCAGUGCUGUGCUUCUGGGAUGCAUCUUUUUCCCUAAGUGCUACAUCAUUGUGCUGAGGCCUGAACUGAACAGCAGGGAGCAGAUAAUGAGGAGAAAGAAUUAA